UCCAGUUUUUUUUUAAUUUUUUUGCCUUUUGUUUUUGGGGCGAACAAGAGCCCGAGGAAUUUAAGUCUGAAGAGAACUGUGAGAGGUAAAUUGAAUAGUCGAAGAGAAUGGAAAGGAUGAACUUUGUGAAGAAUGGAGUUUGCAGAUUGCCUCCUGGAUUUAGGUUCCAGCCAACAGAUGAAGAGCUCGUGUUUCAGUACUUGAAAUGCAAGGUUCUUUCAUGUCCACUGCCUACAUCAAUCAUUCCUGAAAUCAAUGUCUGCAACUACGAUCCUUGGGAUUUGCCAGGUAACUGUGAAGAGCAAGAGAGGUACUUCUUCAGUUACAAAGAAGCGAAAUACAGAAAUGGUAAUCGCAUGAACCGAAACACCAAGCCUGGGCAUUGGAAGGCAACCGGUUCAGAGAAGAAAAUAUCAUCCCCAACCAAUAAUAAUAAAAAUAAUAAUUGCAGUUUUUCUGGGGUAAGAAAAACCUUAGUUUUUUACGAAGGGAAGACUCCAAACGGCUUCAGAACUAACUGGGUGAUGCACGAAUAUCGGCUUGUCAUUGCAGAAACCAGUGGUCACAACUCAACACACUUGAAUCAUGGGAGCGAGGUGGGAGAUUGGGUUCUGUGUCGGAUAAGCAUGAAGACGAGAAGCGAAGGUAGUGAGGUGGGGGAAAGAAGAUUGUUUUAUUUUACGAGGGAACUCCAUUAUUCUGACCCGUCAUCGUCUUGUUCCAGUUCAAGCGACAUCACAGAGGUGGUUUCACGCGUAGCAGAUCAUGAAGAAACAAGUGCCUGUAGUAACUAUAAUCUUGACUUUUGAACAUUAAUUAUAAGAUUGAACCCCUUCAAUUGAAUUUAUACAUGUGUCGGUGUAAGGAUCAAAUGCCUGAACUUAAAUUUUUCCGCCCACUCUAAUUUCUUCCUUAUCGACACAAUGAGGAGCCAUUUGGAUCUGAUGAGGUUCAUUUAUAAUAACAUGAUCUUCCUCUUCUCGUUUGUUUGAUACGAAACUAUUUCUGUAAAAUCCUCCUCAUUAUA
Molecule: messenger RNA, 1027 nt
Organism: Prosopis cineraria
Lineage: Eukaryota; Viridiplantae; Streptophyta; Magnoliopsida; Fabales; Fabaceae
Product: NAC domain-containing protein 83-like
Exons: 3
Coding region: 108-809 (233 amino acids)
Biological process (GO): regulation of DNA-templated transcription
Molecular function (GO): DNA binding
Source: RefSeq, a predicted model, not a curated record